This is a messenger RNA of Botrytis sinoallii, 492 nucleotides long. RefSeq lists its product as uncharacterized. NCBI's taxonomy places the organism in Eukaryota, Fungi, Ascomycota, Leotiomycetes, Helotiales, Sclerotiniaceae. Bases 1 to 492 code for a protein of 163 amino acids. The record is from RefSeq and is a predicted model, not a curated record. The transcript has a single exon.
AUGCCUGAAAAGGAAGAUUCUGGCCACGACAAGGAACCAGUAUUCCAAAAUCGAAACCCUCCACGUGCCUGGAUGACCUCAUCAGAAUUCAUCGACAUGAACGACGGCAAGCUCCUAGAGCAUUAUCUUCGCACCAAUAAUUCCACAGCUUUGCAGCAGAUCAGACCACGUUUGUCAGGUGAAGGGAAGGUGACUACUCCAAUGAUGGUUUCCGACCUUGGUUCCUCCAUCGACUUCUUGCAAGCUCCGAGGGAGAAUCCUUCGUUAUGCGGAGGUUGUGGCAGUUACCUUCCCCUGUUGUACUUCAGGCUCAACUGUGUAGGUACUUGGUGUGCGAAUUGUUUGCGGGCUUUCAUCCGCCGGGAAUCUUUGGCCCCAACUGGUCAAUUUGAGUUUGGUUUUGGGCCCGCUGCAAAAAUCUUCAUGAAAUCUGAUCUCGACGACCGGUAUCGACCUCAGCAGUCUUCGGAUUAUCAGUUACCGCCUUUGUGA